This is a messenger RNA of Uranotaenia lowii, 7360 nucleotides long. RefSeq lists its product as uncharacterized. Gene Ontology annotation, molecular function: nucleic acid binding. The transcript is spliced from 2 exons. The record is from RefSeq and is a predicted model, not a curated record. Lineage: Eukaryota; Metazoa; Arthropoda; Insecta; Diptera; Culicidae. Bases 1192 to 5949 code for a protein of 1585 amino acids. Gene Ontology annotation, biological process: DNA integration.
CCAAAAGUUCAACCAUCUGCGUGUGAUGAUGAGACACCCUAUCGAACCAUCAUCAACAGUCAUCAACUCGACCGAGGUUGCAGCGGAACAAUAAACGCCGGCCGGCGUGCCGGUGAGAUUUGUGGCUUCACACAAUAGAGCCAUCGAAAAAGUGAUCGAUUGUGUGCUGUAUGGUUUCAUCACACGCGCUGGGGGAAAAAACUACUAGCCAACAGUCUUCGUUCGUUCGCAGCCGUCGAUGCACAUUUAUCCGCACGCAAAUUCCAAUUCGACUUGGAACUUACUAUUUUAUUAUAAGUGAAAAUUUUAUGUUAAGUUCAAAUCGCUAAUUUUAAGAAAAAUAUACUUUAAGUCCCAAAUUAAACUUUAAUAAAGAGUUUCUGCUUAGUUAAUUGGGCUUUCGUUAGUUUAUCGGUGGAAAAAUAAAUCGUGUAUAAAGUGUGAAAACGGACUUGUUAUUUCGUUCAGCGAAAUAAGUUUAACGAUCACAAAUAUCUUCAAGUGGUUCCGGAUUUUGUCCACUGCCCUCCCGGGGCUUCGACAUGGUCCUUCGAGCCGGAUAAGACGUCGAUAGGAAUCCGUCUGACCGAAAAACACGUUUCUGGAUCCGGAAUCUAUCCGUAAAAUGGCUGCUGCGCCAUUUUGGAACCACGUUGCUGCUUGCUGAAUUUAAUAUAUCCAAGGCAUAUUUUAUGCCUCACAUAGGUGAGUGCGGUUCCAAAUACCUACGUUAUCGUUAUUUUUCUACCGGAUCUUUAUUUUGCAUGAAUCCUGGUUCCUAUACGUGACCUGCGAACGAACUAUCAUCACCCGAGAUUGAAUAUCUUCCGAGUGAUAUUUCCGCUCCGAGGUGGAAGAUCAAUUCCUGGCAAUUUCUUCAACCUGGUCAAUCGAAAGCGAUACUACAACCAAUAUUGAAUAUCUUUCGAGUGAUAUUUACGCGCCGAGGUGGAAGAUCAAUUUCUGGCAAUUUCUUCAACCUGGCCAAUCGAAAGCUGAUACUACUACCACGUGGUCCAAUUAACAACCAAAUUACAAAACGGACAUUUUUGAAGACGAUUUGGUGCAUUUUCGAGCUCAUUAUCCAGAGUCGACAAUUCCUCCUGGAUACUUUCGGCCCUUUCUUGGUGCAGAGGCAAUAUUUAUACAAGGCAUAUUUCAAGCCUUGCCCAGAUCCACACCGUGAACGAGAUGUCGGCCGCCGAAAGAAAAUUGCGGGGUCUCAAAAACCGCAAACGCAGCAUCACGACUUCCUUCGCUGGGAUUGUUAAUUUCGUCAACGAGUUUCAACAAGAACGCGAUGCAGUCGAGGUUCCAGUCAGGCUGGAAAAUCUUGUUGAACUAUGGAAGGAGUUCAAUGCCGUUCAGCAGGAGCUCGAGAUAAUGGAGGAUUCUGGAGACGACAAAACUUUGCAGGAGUACCUUAAGGAGCGCACGGAUUUUGAGAGGAACUACUACCGGAUCAAAGGUACUCUGCUUUUGUAUGCUAAGCCGUCCCCUGAAUUACAUGACACUACUCGUCGUUCUGCGGAACCCUCCCACCAAAUGAACAUUAAACUACCUGAUGUGAAAAUCCCAAUUUUCAAUGGCAAUUUUGAUAAUUGGCUAAAUUUUCACGAUUUAUUCGUUUCGCUCAUACAUUCGUCAACGAGCUUAUCCACAAUUCAAAAAUUUUAUUAUUUGCGCUCUUCUUUAGCUGGCGAAGCGCUAAAAAUUAUACAAACUAUCCCUAUUAGCAACGAUCAAUACCAAGUUGCAUGGAAAAUGUUAGUGGACCAUUUUCAGAAUCCCAGAAGAUUGAAACGCACUUAUGUACAAUCCCUAUUUGAAUUCCCUUGCCUGAAACGUGAGUCUCCAGCAGAAUUACACACACUUAUCGAGGGUUUCGAGGCAAAUGUAAAAAUAUUGAAACAGUUGGGCGAGGCAACUGAACAUUGGGAUGCUUUACUCAUUCAUCUUCUAAGCGUUCGGCUUGAUCCGAUUACUAGAAGGGACUGGGAAGAAUAUGCGGAAAACGAAAACAUUGAUCAAUUCCCUAAGCUUGUCGAGUUUCUCCAACGUAGGGUAAACGUCCUGCAAACAGUUUCCACUAAGCCUUCUACAUCGCAACAACCUAGUUUCCCAGCUAAGAAGCCAGCUUUUCCACGAGUUAGCAAUUAUGGUAGUGUACAGAAUAGUGGAUUUCAGCGCAAUUGUUUCGUCUGCUCUGGUCAGCACAACAUUUACCAAUGUGCUUCAUUCAACAAUAUGUCCGUCGAUGAAAGAGAAAACGUUGUCCGCCGUAAUCAAUUAUGUCGAAAUUGUUUGCGCCGUGGGCACUUAGCCAAAACUUGUUCCUCUGAGUCUAGUUGUCGCAACUGUAAUAGUCGUCAUCAUACCAAACUCUGUUCGCCUCAAAGGUUCGAAAAUAAACCAGCUCAAAACAUUAGAUCAAACAAACCUAGUCCACCCAUUCCGAAACCUGAUAAUCCAGCAUCUGAUUCUUCCGUUGCCCAUUCUGGAGUCACUAGCUGCAGUUCGCAAGGUUCAACCUCUCGUAAAGUGCUUCUUGCUACUGCUGUCAUUUUAAUGGUUGAUGAUACCGGAAACGAAUACCCCGUCCGUGCAUUAUUGGAUUCUGGAAGCGAGUGUUGCUUCAUAGCCGAGCGUGUUAGUCAGCGUAUGAAGGUGCAGCGGAAUAGAGUGGAUGUUCCUAUUGCAGGAAUAGGACAGUCGUCAACAAGUGUUCGUUCAAAACUCCGCUCGACAUUCAAGUCGCGGAUUUCAAGCUUCAAGGCCACCGUUGAUCUUUUCGUUUUGCCGAAGGUUACCGUAGACUUGCCGACUAUUUCCAUAGACGCUUCCGCAUGGGAAAUACCUACAGGAAUUCAACUAGCCGACCCUGCCUUUUAUGAAUCAGCUAAAAUCGAUGUGGUGCUUGGUGCAGAUGUCUUCUUUGACCUCUUCAACGUUCCUGGACGAAUUUCUAUGGGUGAUUCUAUGCCACACUUGGUUAACUCUGUAUUCGGAUGGAUUAUCUCGGGAAAGAUUCCUGAAAGGAAGGUCAACGCUCCUUUAAUUUGCAAUGUAGCGACUACAGCUGAUUUACAUCGAGAUAUGGAACGAUUUUGGCUCCUCGAAACUGAUGAUUCUCCUGCUUAUUCGCCCGAUGAAAUGUUAUGCGAAAAAUUAUUCGUCGAAUCGGUUUCACGUUCACCCAGCGGUCGCUACAUGGUUCGCUUACCUAUGAAGCAAGACGUUUUGAAAAAUUUAUGCGAUAAUCGGAGAACUGCUUUGCAUCGAUUCCGUCUUCUAGAAGGUCGCCUCAAACGAAGUCCUCAACUAGCAAUUCAGUAUCGUGAAUUCAUGGACGAUUAUAUCAACCUGGGGCACAUGAAACAAAUAGAUGAUUCCUCAAUCGAUCACCAACCGUCUUUCUUUCUUCCUCACCACCCAGUGGUUCGAGAACAAAGCAGCACAACAAAACUAAGAGUCGUAUUCGACGCCUCAUGUAAGAGCUCAUCUGGAAUUUCUUUAAACGAGGCCAUGCUGGUCGGUCCGACCAUUCAAGAUGACCUUAGGUCAAUUAUUUUGCGAUCUCGAAUUCAUCCCAUUUUGAUUGUUGCCGAUGUUGCCAAAAUGUUCCGGCAGAUUGAAAUUCAUCCAAACGACACACCUCUUCAGAGAAUUUUCUGGCGGUCAGAUCCCGAACAAGAAGUUCAAAUCUUCGAAUUAAAAACCGUAACAUACGGUACUGCUGCAGCACCUUUUCUCGCUACUCGAGUUUUGCAGCAGAUGGCUCACGACGAGAGUAAAAAUUAUCCAAUCGCGUCCAAGGCGACUUGUCGAGACAUUUAUAUGGACGAUCUUAUUUCUGGUACAAAAACAGUCAACGAAGCAAUCGAGCUUAUUACGCAGUUAGAAGGCAUGUUUUCCUCAGCAGGCAUGGAGCUACGCAAGUAUGCAAGCAAUUACCCGGAAGUCCUGGAACAGCUACCUGAAUCAAAAAGAGCUCUCCAGUCGACAGUAGAUUUUGAUAAAGAUCAAACAAUAAAAACGUUAGGUCUGCACUGGGAAACCAACACCGACCGUUUGAAAUAUGUUAUUCUUGAUUCACAAACUGAAAUCACCUCAACGAUUACAAAAAGAACAACACUUUCUUGUAUCGCGAAAUUAUUCGACCCUCUAGGGUUACUAGGGCCCGUUGUGGUAACGGCCAAGUUUUUCAUGCAAGCUCUCUGGAGUUUGAAAGAGGACGACAAACUUUGGGACUGGGAUCGUGAACUCCCAGAAGAUAUGCAGAUUUACUGGAAAUCAUUUGUCGCUGAGCUUACGCUUCUGAAUCAGCUUAGAAUCGAUCGGUUCGUUAUGCUCCCGAGCACUGUCGACUUCGAAUUACACUUUUUCUCCGAUGCGUCGGAAAAUGGAUACGGUUCCUGCGUUUACGUUCGGUCAACCAACUCAAAGGGCGAAAUCAAAACAGCACUACUUACAUCGUCUUCCAAGGUGGCACCUUUGAAGAAGCAGAGCAUCGCACGUCUAGAGCUUUGUGGAGCACUCUCGUCGGCUAAGCUGUACAGCAAGGUUUCGAAGGCACUCAGGGUUCCAGCAAAGGCAUUUUUCUGGGUGGACUCUACAACGGUUUUGAGCUGGUUGGCAGCAACACCUUCGUCAUGGUCGACCUUUGUAGGGAACAGGGUUUCGAAAAUACAAACAGCGACAGAGAAAUGCGACUGGAACUUCAUAGCUGGAGUUGAAAACCCGGCGGACAUAAUAUCCAGAGGACUUCCCGCAAACAAACUACUCGACAGCAGACUAUGGUGGGAGGGUCCGCAUUGGCUCGUUCAGGAGAGGAGUUUCUGGCCAGGGAAUGCUGCACAAUUUGAGCUUACGGAAGAGGCUGCUCAUGAGCGCAAAAGGAGCGCGCUAACGUCAGCUGCACUUGCACCUACAUUUGUGGACACGUACAUCGCCAAUUUCUCCAACUAUCAGCACAUGUUGAGGAUGACUGCUUAUUGGAGGAGGUAUUUCACUAAUCGUCGUUUGCCGAAGGCUGAAAGGGUCGUAUCUCAACCACUUACAACGGAUGAAAUCCUUGGAGCUGAGAAUGUUUUGAUUCAGCUUGUUCAGCGAAAUAGUUUUCCCGAAGAAUGGAAGGAUUUGGAAAAUCAACGACCAGUUUCGAACAAAUCUCAACUUCGUUGGUUCAACCCAAUUAUUGCCACAGAUAAAGUUCUUAGAAUUGGCGGUAGGUUGGGAAAGUCGGCUCAAUCGUACGCAUCGCAACACCAAAUAAUCUUGCCUAAAUCUCACGCCUUCGUCACACUUCUGGUACGAUCUUAUCACGAACGUUUAUUGCACGCCGCAACCCAAUUACUCACUAACACACUUCGUUUACGUUUCUGGAUUCUCGGUGGUCGAACCACACCAAGGCUCAUAGUUCACUCCUGCGUAGUUUGUUUUCGAGCCAAGCCGAAAGCCAUACAGCAGCUUAUGGCUGAUUUGCCAUCGCCACGCGUAAAACCAUCAAGACCAUUUUCCAUCACCGGUGUAGACUUCUGGGGACCAAUUUAUCUCAAACCUCGUCAUCGUCGUGAUGCACCUAUUAAGGCUUAUGUUUGCGUUUUUGUGUGCUUUAGCACCAAGGCCGUCCACCUUGAGAUUGUAACGAACCUUAGCACAGCAAAAUUUCUCCAAGCUCUCCGUCGAUUUGUUGGACGUCGAGGCUUGUGUUCUGAUAUUUUCUCCGAUAAUGGGACGAAUUUCACUGGAGCUAAUAAUGAAAUUUGUCGCCUUCUAAAAACCAAAGAUUUUCGACAUUCUGUUGCUCGCGAAUGCUCCGAUAACGGAAUUCGCUGGCAUUUCAACCCACCCAGAGCUUCGCACUUCGGCGGACUUUGGGAGGCUGCCAUCGCAUCAGCCCAGAAACAUUUUGUUCGAGUUGUGGGGGGACCGAAAAUUAGAAUUUGACGACAUGGAGACCCUGUUAGUUCAGAUUGAGUGUUGCCUGAACUCGCGUCCGCUCACCGAACUCACAAACGAUCCUUCGGAUUUACGGCCGUUAACGCCCGGCCAUUUUUUGAUCGGCGAGGAACUGAAAUCUGUCCCCGACGAAAAUUGCCAAAACAUUCCAUACAACCGGUUUCCACAAUGGCAGCAAAUCCAGAAAAUGCAGCAGGAGAUAUGGAGUCGCUGGAAUCUGGAGUAUCUACACACGCUCCAAUCUCGUACCAAAUGGUUCAAACCUCCGUGGAGCUGAAAAGGGACCAGCUCGUUGUGCUUAUCGACGAGAAUCAACCGCCAAUGCGCUGGGCAAUGGCACGAAUCGUCGAUUUACACCCUGGUUCCGAUGGAGUAGUUCGAGUCGUAUCACUACAGACACCCACCGGAAAAACAACCCGUUCAACAUCGAAAAUAUGUGUUCUUCCUAUUCCAUCGCCGUCCGAAGAACAAAAUGCAUCAAAAUUUUCCGAAUCACAGUAAGGACUGUGACUUCAACGGUUUCCAACUAGGAUCAACCACGUCAGCAUCGGAUUUCCGCAUGGGCGGAUCAAUCUACGUAGCAGCUUAUUUAAAAUACAAGGCCCUCAAACUGUAGGGUCCAGGUGAGGACCUUUCCAAUCAAUUUACUCUUUUGAAACCCUCUACCGGGUCUUAUAUAUUCUUUUCAUAUCGACGAAAAUCCGCCGGAGAUGACAUCGAGACGAAAACUGGGUUCAACGCUUCGCUGGUACCAUCAUCGUCAACGUAGUCAACUCUCCCGGGGACAGCAUCAUCCAACAACUACUUAUGGUCAACGAUUCAACGUUCCAGAAAUAGUUAUUUCUGCGAGGGGCAGGAUGUUCGAUUCACAAUGUGCAUCGAAAAAAUUAUUCGCACCAAAAGUUCAACCAUCUGCGUGUGAUGAUGAGACACCCUAUCGAACCAUCAUCAACAGUCAUCAACUCGACCGAGGUUGCAGCGGAACAAUAAACGCCGGCCGGCGUGCCGGUGAGAUUUGUGGCUUCACACAAUAGAGCCAUCGAAAAAGUGAUCGAUUGUGUGCUGUAUGGUUUCAUCACACGCGCUGGGGGAAAAAACUACUAGCCAACAGUCUUCGUUCGUUCGCAGCCGUCGAUGCACAUUUAUCCGCACGCAAAUUCCAAUUCGACUUGGAACUUACUAUUUUAUUAUAAGUGAAAAUUUUAUGUUAAGUUCAAAUCGCUAAUUUUAAGAAAAAUAUACUUUAAGUCCCAAAUUAAACUUUAAUAAAGAGUUUCUGCUUAGUUAAUUGGGCUUUCGUUAGUUUAUCGGUGGAAAAAUAAAUCGUGUAUAAAGUGUGAAAACGGACUUGUUAUUUCGUUCAGCGAAAUAAGUUUAACGAUCACAAAUAUCUUCAAGU